AUGUUGCAACUCAAUACCGACUGCCAGAGACGAGUACUUAACUACAUCAACACUCGAAGCGACCUAAAAUCACUAUGUCUGGUGUCAAAGGAACUCAACCAACUCGCUCUGGAAAAGCUCUACAAGCACAUCGAUAUUCGCCUGUUCAGCAAAAACAACACUAGCUAUGUCCUUGGACUACUGAAGAACGUAAAAGAAAACCUCCAGUAUACCAGAGAACUCGUCGUAGAAGAUGAGUGCAUCGCCGAGGAAACGACGUCUGUAAAUUACGGUACCGUUGGACUACCUGACCUUAAGUGUUGGGUCGGCGCUUCUGGCACUGCGGAUGUUGAACCUGCAAGUUUCCUCGCUCGACGAUCACUACCGUGGUGGCUGCACAAGAAGCUCACAUCGAACCAGAGAAAUAUCACAGACCUCCAAGUCAGUCUUACUGUUGAUCUCUACUCGAACACUAUAAACGAACUACCAGUACUGUGUCAACGCGAAAACGAUUUGAAACGACUGGACAUGUAUAUCGUCGAUGGGUCGUCACUCAACGGCCUUUUACUCGAGUAUUUUCAAGCCAUCGGAAGAAACCUGCAAUUCCUGUCUCUGAGCGCCCACAUUGGCACUGACGUUUCCAAGCUGCUCUGGAACCACGUCUGGGAACCAAAUCAGCCCAAACUUCCAUUGAAAGAACUCAGAUUGACUGGCUUGAGGUUGACGCACAUGUACAGUUCCUUGUCUACAAUCAUCGAUUUCGGUAAGCUGCUUAAACUCGACCUAGUAGAAUGCGCCGGAUGCUUCAAAUUUGUAUCCGACAUAACAGGUGCAGUGCCAAAGCGGCAGUUUGACCUUACGCACGUUGCCUUGAACGAACUUUUGUCUUCAACUGCCACCGUCGAACCUGAAGACGAGCGUAACAUACAUUUAGUCAAAUUUCUGAAAGCAUGUCCGAACUUGUGCAGUCUCCACUUCGGCCAUUGGACUCUCGACCCUCUGCCCCCAGACUCCAUCCGGCACCUAACGAAACUCCGCACCCUCCACGUCCACCGCUCUCUCAUCGAAAUGGUCGGCGGCCUUGGCCACAGCUACAGCAGCCGAUGGGACAUAGGCAUCAUCUCCAUGCAGGUACAAAAGUUCGCCAACCUGAUGUUCGGCGAACUAUACCAGAACCCGAAUUUCAAACUCGAAACACUCAUUGUGGGUCAUUUAGGUCCUCUCUUGCGUAAAAGCAAUGUUAUCGAGCUGGACAACGGUCUUUCGGUCAACUCGGAGCAUUACCUCCCGCAGUUUUGCUUCGUGAGGAAUCGUCAGCAAGACCUUUUGGGAAGAACUGCGACGGCGGGUGUUCCGGUGAGUAGGGCUGUAUUGAGAAGGACACAUGAUCAUACGAGUAUUUUGGAUGUGGAUGCUGGGGUGGAGGCGUGGAAGCAGUGGGUUGGUCAAGCUACCUAGUGCUUGGGGAGAUUGAAUCUGCUGUUGCUUUGGUGAACACGCUGACGCGAAACCAC
Molecule: messenger RNA, 1493 nt
Organism: Alternaria rosae
Lineage: Eukaryota; Fungi; Ascomycota; Dothideomycetes; Pleosporales; Pleosporaceae
Exons: 4
Coding region: 1-1437 (478 amino acids)
Source: RefSeq, a predicted model, not a curated record